Molecule: messenger RNA, 656 nt
Organism: Raphanus sativus (radish)
Lineage: Eukaryota; Viridiplantae; Streptophyta; Magnoliopsida; Brassicales; Brassicaceae
Product: lipid transfer protein EARLI 1-like
Exons: 1
Coding region: 65-466 (133 amino acids)
Source: RefSeq, a predicted model, not a curated record
ACCACUCUCUAAAAGCAAUACUUCCAGCUUAAAACUUGCUCAAUUGAAUUAUAUCUUUGGAAAGAUGGCUUCAAAAAUCUCAGCCUCCCUUAUAAUUCUCCUCACAUUCAACAUCCUAUUUUUCACGCUAACUACUGCUUGUGGCGGUGGCUGCGAUUCUAUUCCCAAACCUAAACCCAAGCCUACCCCAACUCCAUCCUCCUCAGGAAGCUGCCCAAGAAAAACCCUCAAACUUGGCGUUUGUGCCAAUGUACUCAAGGAUCUUCUCAAAAUCAAAUUGGGCACACCACCAGUCAAGCCUUGUUGUUCACUCCUUAAGGGUUUGGUUGAUCUUGAGGCUGCUGCUUGUCUCUGUACUGCCUUAAAGGCAAAUGUCCUAGGAGUUAAGCUUAAUGUUCCUGUCUCUCUCAGUCUUCUUCUCAAUGCUUGUGGCAGGAAGACCCCCCGUGGAUUCAUAUGCGCUUGAUUUACCCAUCAAUGCUUAAAUUGGAGAAUAUAUCCUCUCUUUUUAAUAUUCAUCAAUCAUUAUAUCAUUCUUUGAAAUUACCUAUUUUCAGUUCUUAAUCGAGUAAAUAUUACUUCUAUUUCUAUUAUUGUAUCUGUUUUAAAAAUUGUGCUAAUGCAUAAUUUAAAUUAAUUAAUCGGUUUCUUGUUUC